UAGGUAAGGACCUUUGUCACACCAUUUCUGAUAAUCAGUUUGCUCACAAAGCUCUUGUCCUCUUUGCUGUGGAUUUUGAUGUAAGUGUGACAAAAGACUGGAUUAAAUAGUUUUGGAUUGAAGUCUGGGGCCCCUUGUGGCUACACAGUUUAGGCAGCAGCGUGAAAGGACUUGCUUAGGGUCCCAAACUGGAUUGAGCUCAUGGCGCCCUGUGGGAACCCAGAUUUCCUGUGUGCCAGUUACACUAUGGGACAAGAUGAGCUCUCAAGUCAGACUGAGGCUGCUCCCAAGUGAAAGGUGUUUGUACGACAAACCCAUUCAGGUAAAAGUGUCACAUCUGAAAUCCAGGCAGGUGGUCAGCAUUAAAGCCAGCUCGACUGAUGAAAGAGGAGUUCUGUUCAGCUCUUCAGCCACUUACAGGGCUGAUGGAAAUGGAGAGAUUGACCUGGUCAGAGACGCCUCACUCAGCGGGAGCUACGUUGGAGUUGAACCUAUGGGUCUACUGACGACACUGAAACCAAACAUUGUUAACAAACUUUUUGUUAAGGACAAAGCUUUAGAGCCACACAUGGUGAAGUUCUCUGUGCACGAUGAGGAGGAACAGGACCGGAUGCUGGCAGAGGCGACCAAUGAGAGGUAUCUGAUGGCAGACGGGGUCAGCCGAGUUUCUGUGGAAGAAGGGAACUUUCAUGGAGCUCUGUUUACUCCCCCAGGAAAAGGUCCAUUCCCUGCUGUGUUGGAUCUGUGCACCAUGAUGUCAGAGAAAAGAGCAGCUCUGCUGGCCGAUAAAGGAUUUGUGGUUCUCACAGUUCCAGUAACUCAUAAAAAAACAGAUAACUUGAAAAUGAUACACCUGGACCCUUUUGAGGAAGCAAUUAAUUUCUUGCUGCAACAACCAAAGGUGGGCAGUAAACGGAUUGGUAUUAUUUCAAGAUCAAAGUCAGCAGAUGUUGCCCUUUCUCUCGCUGCUUUUGUCCCGGGUGUGGAGGCUGUGGUUUGGAUCAGUGGCUGUUCAGCCAACACUGUAUUACCUCUGUUCUAUAAGAAAAAACAAAUUCUCCCUGCAUUAAUGAUUGACAUGGAGAAAUUAAUUCCUGCUGAGUCAGGAAUUUUCAUUGCAAAGUACGCCAUGCAUGAUCCUCUAAAAGAGGAGAACAGAGCUACUUUAAUCCCCAUUGAACAAGCAAACACACAUUUCCUUUUUGUGGCCUCAGAGGACGACCUUAAUUGGGACAGCAACAUUUACAUGAUGGAAAUGAUGGAGAGACUGAAGCGUCAUGGGAAGAAAAACUUUGAGAGUGUGUGUUAUCCAAGAGCUGGACACUUGCUAGAGCCCCCUUAUGGACCGUUCUGCCACUCCAGUUUCCACAUAUUUUUAAAAACGGCAAUACUGUGGGGGGGCGUACCAAGGGCCCACGUGGCAGCUGAAGUUCACCUGUGGAAGAAGAUCCAGGAGUUCUUAAGAAGUCAUGUGACUUGUGAAGAAUAAUGUCAAAUGAUAGAUUUAAACGAAGUGAAAAAUAAUUAUGACUUUCAACAUUAAAGUCAUUGUAAUUUUAUUGAUUACUGUAGUCACGUCAAUCUACGUUGAUAUUGUAAAUCUACGCUUCUUUUCAAGAGUACAAUGGGGAAGAAGUCCCAAAAUCACUUAAGCCUCGUCUCUUUAAGAUAUUUCCAUUUUACCCUUUUUCUAUUUGCAAGAUUUCCAAUAAAGUGUGGCCUUUUGUGUCAGUGGCUUAUUGCUCGUUGAUUUCUUUUCAGACACAAUCACUGCUUAUGCCAAACUUGAGUUUGUAUAUAAGAGAAUGUAAUGACAUUGCCCAAUCUGCGGAAAAAUUGGCGAGAGCAGGCGGUGAGAUGAAAGUGAACGCUGAGCUGACGCGAGACUGAAUGAGAACACGAAGUUGGAGUUGUUUUAACAUUUAAAUGAGUCUUAAUGUGGGUCUACCCCUUAGUAUGAUCUGUAUUGUUAUAUAUUUUAUAAUUAUUUUAAUGUUUUGUAAUGUAUGUAGCCUUUUUCUUUAUCAAUAGGCCUUUUAAUUGAUUAUAUUUGCAAGUUUUCCAAUAAAGUGUGGUCUUUUGUGUCAGUGG
Molecule: messenger RNA, 2091 nt
Organism: Oryzias latipes (Japanese medaka)
Lineage: Eukaryota; Metazoa; Chordata; Actinopteri; Beloniformes; Adrianichthyidae
Product: acyl-coenzyme A thioesterase 5-like
Biological process (GO): fatty acid metabolic process; acyl-CoA metabolic process
Molecular function (GO): fatty acyl-CoA hydrolase activity
Source: RefSeq, a predicted model, not a curated record